Penicillium argentinense is the source of this 780-nucleotide messenger RNA. RefSeq names its product OPA3 family protein. The transcript has 2 exons. Lineage: Eukaryota; Fungi; Ascomycota; Eurotiomycetes; Eurotiales; Aspergillaceae. Gene Ontology annotation, biological process: regulation of lipid metabolic process. Gene Ontology annotation, cellular component: mitochondrion. The record is from RefSeq and is a predicted model, not a curated record. The coding region runs from base 1 to 780 and encodes 259 amino acids.
AUGUCGCUCACCCUCAAAAUCUCCUCCUUGGUGAUUCGUACCCUAUCUAAGCCGAUCGCCAAUCAAAUCAAAGCUCAAGCCCGCGAACAUGAGCGUUUCCGCAACGUCUGCGUCUCAAUGGCGCAAGCCCUUCACCGAUUCGAUAUGCGCCUCCGGCUAGGCUCCAUCCGCGACACUACUGCGUCCCGGAAACAGGCUGCCGCCGAAGCUGAAGCCAAGCGGCACGUUCCCAAGAAGCCCACGGUCAAAACGGAGGCCGCGACAAAAGCCGAGCAAGAAGCAUUGGAUAAAGCCAAGGCUGCCGCGGAGGAGGCUGCGAAACCACAACAUUAUAGAAUUCGACCCCUGUCCGAGUCCAAAGCUAUCGAGUCUGGUGCCAACUUCAUUAGUGAGACCUUCCUCUUCCUCGUGGCUGGCGGAUUGAUUGUGUUUGAAUCCUGGCGAUCGCGCCAGAAGGAAAGCACCCGCCGAGAAGGCGUCGAAGACCGGCUCGUCGCAUUGGAGAAGAAGCUCUCGCUCUACGAGGAGAAGCAUGGAAAGCUGGAUGUUGAGCAAGAGGAACAAAAGCCCCGAGCCGAAGAGAGCCUAUGGACAAGGCUCACCUCUUAUAUCUCCUUUGGACAGGAGCCUUCACUCUCUCAGCAAAACACGGCAGCAGCAAUGGGGAGUCCAAAGGAGUCACCGCAGACAAAUGACUCGAAAACUGGUGUGCCAAAGCCCGCAGAACAACCGACUCCAACCCCGGCUCCCCAACAAGAAUCUUCGACUCAGAAGUCUUGA